Cladocopium goreaui is the source of this 2454-nucleotide messenger RNA. Lineage: Eukaryota; Dinophyceae; Suessiales; Symbiodiniaceae. The record is from the annotation of a GenBank genome assembly.
AUGUGGCGCUGCCUGCUGCUGUCAGCGGCCGUUGUUGCCGCGGGCGGCAGCCAAGGUGGCUGCGGGCAGACGUGGCAGAGCCCGGCAGAGCUCGUGGAGAUCUGGGACAAGCAGACGCUGGCGUCGUUCUCCGUGUCGCAGCUGGCAGCUUUCCAGGCGCUGUCCUGCGGCCGCUGCCCGCUGCUCUCCCGCGUCUGCCAGCGGCGCUCGGGGUCGGAGUGGCGGAAGCUGGCGCUGCAGUAUGUCCGUGAGGAGGCGGCCUUGGCGCAACGGCAGGCGCGCAACAUGCUGCGCCACGUUUGGAGCAACUACGAACGCCACGCCUUUGGCAAAGAUCAGCUGAAGCCGGUGACGGGGCGAGGGGUGGACAGCUGGGGUGGCGUGGCGCAAACCUUGGUGGACUCUUUGGAUACGCUUUGGAUGAUGGGUUUCCACGAGGAAUUCCAUCGCGCUGCUGAGUGGGCAGAGGCCAACUUGAACUUCGACAAGGAUCUCAAUGUGAAUUACUUCGAGACUUCCAUCCGUCACCUGGGUGGCCUGCUGUCGGCCUACGUCUUCAGCCAGCGCCCAGGGCUGCUGCUGAAGGCGAUCGACCUGGCGCAACGUUUGGAGAAGGCCUUCCCUCAGCUCGCCUCCCCGGGCCCGGGUCCGGGCGCCGCCCCUCGCCGUGCUGGCGGCACUGCUUCCGCCGGCUGGGCGCAGUGGCUUAGCAAGGCGGCGCAGUUCCUCCAGCAGGUCUUUACGGAGAGCACGGAGGAGUCUGGCAGUGGCGAGUAUCCAGAAUUUUCAGGAGGAGACGAUGAACACGGACAGGACCUCUCGCAGCAGCUGCAGCUGCCGCAGCGCCCCCCGCGCCGCGCGCGCGACCCGCGGGAACCGCGGGCGGUGGGGCUGCCGCUGUCGGACGUCAACCUGCGCACGGGUAAGGCCCAGGAUCUGGCCGGCUUCCUGUCCCUGUCGGAAACGUUUGUGCCUGUGGAGUGGAAGUUCCUAGCGCUGUUAACCUCGAACUGCGAUCUGGUGAGGCAUCAAGACGAGGUCUUGGAGGUGCUGAAUCAGAGCGCCGACUUAGCUUCCAAGGGCCUGGCAGCCAUCCUACUGCAGAAGAAUGGAGAUGUCCACAGCUUCAACGUCAACCGCAUCUCCCUUGGGAGUCGAGGAGAUUCCUUCUAUGAAUACUUGCUGAAGGACAGCCUCUUCCUGGGAUCCCAUGGAAAUCCCAUGGCGCACGCCAUGUGGGCGGCCUUCCGCGCCAAGCUUCCGGGGCUGCUGGUGGAAGUGGGGCCCAGGUCCUGGCUGGAUGCUCGGCCACGCACCACGGCGGCUGGACGACUGGGUGCUGACUCUAGCAGUGCCCCUGCCACGUGGCAUCGCUCAGCACCUGCCUUGGACACAGCGGGUGUUGGCAGUGGAAACCCCGGAGAGUGGAGCAGCAUCACCAGGUCCAGCCUGGGCCUGCUGGCUGCUGCCGUCCUCGCCACGGGCAGCCGCAGCCUCCGCGGAAAGGAACGACGACGCGCGAGCACGUCGUGCCGCCUGCGGCGCUACGCGCAAGGCGACGAGCAGGGCGAGGCCGGCUUGGCGCUCCGUGCGCCGUCCAACCUCUACGAGCUGCUUGGGGUGGACGACAACGCCGAUUCCGAUGAAAUCAAAAAGGCCUACUACGACAAGAUGAAGAUCUGCCAUCCUGACAUCGCAGGUGAUGACGGUGAAGAAAUUUGCAUCCUGCUGAACGAUGCCUACGACCUCCUCUCAGAUCCCGAGGAGAAGGAGGCUUAUGAUAUUCAGCUACACCGCGCCAACGGUACUCAGAAACCUGUCCUGUUGCUGGAUCCUUCGCCACAAGAUUUGUCACCCACUUGGGACUGGACAUCCAAAACUGGCAACAAGCGGUCGAAGCCCGUGUACAACGGCCGCCCGCUGUCGCGAUCCCUGCAUCAUAAAGUGGCGCCGGAAGAUCAAGGAGUGAAGUGGGAGGAGCAGAAAUUCGUCUUUGUAGAUGAGUGGACGUGCAUUGCUUGCCGCAACUGCUGCGAUGUGGCACCCCGCACCUUUUGCAUUGAUGCGGACGCCGGGCGCGCUCGCGUCUUUGCCCAAUGGGGCAAUAGUGAAGAGCUGCUGGACUAUGCUGUGCAGGCGUGCCCAGUGGAUUGCAUCUACUGGGUCAGCCGCGACGAGCUUCAAGUCUUAGAGUACGUGACCAGGGACCGCAUGUUCGAGACGGGCAACUCAUUGCCGUGCUCCAUGGCCGCCCGCCAAGGCACAGGUGGAGGCCUGUCCGAUCCCUUCAGCAUGGCAUCGGACUUCCAAGCGAAGCUGGAGGAGGAAGCCGAACGCCGGCGCCGAGGUGGAGCACCGCAAGGCACCAGCGCUUCUGUCACAGAGAUGCAGCAGAGGAUCCAGGAGCUCUUUGGCAAACUGAGCGAUCGCCUGCGCACCGCUGGCUGGGGCUGA